CUACCAGUGUGCCUGCUAUGGUGUCCCGGAACCAGAUCCACCUGGGCCCCAAGUACGUGGGCCUUUGGGACUUUGAGGCCCGAACAGAUGAGGAGCUGAGCUUCCGGGCAGGAGAUCUCUUCCAUGUGGCCAGGAAGGAGGAGCAGUGGUGGUGGGCCACCCUGCUGGAUGAAGCAGGUGGUGCCUUGGCUGAGGGCUAUGUACCCCAAAACUACCUGGCGGAGAAGGAGACCGUGGAGUCUGAGCCGUGGUUCUUUGGCCGUAUCUCCCGCUCAGAAGCUAUGCACCGACUGCAGGCUGAGGGCAGCUUGACCGGCACCUUCCUGAUCAGGGUCAGCGAGAAGGCGGGUGCUGACUAUGUCCUCUCAGUGCGGGAUGCUCAGGCUGUUCGGCACUACAGGAUCCGGCGGCAUGCGGGGGGCCGGCUGCAUCUGAAUGAGACCGUGUCCUUCUCCAGUCUGUCCGAGCUUGUGGACUAUCACAAGGCCCAGAGCCUGUCUCACGGUCUGCGGCUGACAGUGCCCUGCUGGAAGCAUGAGUCGGAGCCACUGCCCCACUGGGCAGACUGGGAGAGGCCUCGGGAGGAGUUCACGCUCUGCAAGAAGCUGGGGGCCGGCUACUUCGGAGAGGUCUUUGAGGGGCUCUGGAAAGACCAGGUCCGGGUGGCCAUCAAGGUGAUUUCUCGAGACAACCUCCUGCACCAGCACACCUUCCAGUCAGAGAUCCAGGCCAUGAAGAAGCUGCGGCACAAGCACAUCCUGGCACUGUAUGCCGUGGCGUCAGUGGGGGACCCCGUCUACAUCAUCACAGAGCUCAUGACCAAGGGGAGCCUGCUGCAGCUGCUGCGGGAGUCUGAUGAGAAAGCCCUGCCUGUUUCGGAGCUAGUGGACAUUGCGUCACAGGUGGCUGAGGGCAUGUGCUACUUGGAGUCACAGAAUUAUAUCCACCGGGACCUGGCCGCCAGGAACAUCCUUGUGGGGGAGAACAAUAUAUGCAAAGUGGGGGACUUUGGACUGGCCAGGUUCAUCAAGGAGGACAUAUAUCUUUCCCAUGACCACAACAUCCCGUACAAGUGGACGGCCCCUGAGGCACUCUCCCAGGGGCACUACUCCAUCAAAUCUGACGUCUGGUCCUUCGGGGUUCUGCUUUUUGAGAUCUUCAGCAGGGGGCAGACGCCCUACACAGGCAUGUCUAACCACGAGGCCUUCCUGAGGGUGGACGCUGGCUACCGCAUGCCUUGCCCCCGGGAGUGCCCACCCAAUGUGCACAAGCUGAUGCGCUCCUGCUGGAGUCGGGACCCUGAGCAGAGGCCUUGCUUCAAAGCCCUCUGCGAGAAACUAUCAGGUUUCACCAGGUAUGAGAACCUGCUCUGAGCUCCUGGGAGGCAGUAAGGCUUAGCCGAGAAGGGCCUGGUGACUGUCCUGGACCUCAAUCAAGGGUGUGCACCAUCCUCCAGUUUACUGAGAUGACAGAGGCUGGAGAUAAGCGGCAAACAUGGCACU
This is a messenger RNA of Castor canadensis (American beaver), 1502 nucleotides long. RefSeq names its product protein tyrosine kinase 6 (gene Ptk6). The record is from RefSeq and is a predicted model, not a curated record. NCBI's taxonomy places the organism in Eukaryota, Metazoa, Chordata, Mammalia, Rodentia, Castoridae. Gene Ontology annotation, biological process: protein phosphorylation. Gene Ontology annotation, molecular function: protein tyrosine kinase activity; ATP binding; protein binding.